Spinacia oleracea (spinach) is the source of this 1305-nucleotide messenger RNA. RefSeq lists its product as uncharacterized. The transcript has 4 exons. The record is from RefSeq and is a predicted model, not a curated record. Bases 192 to 1079 code for a protein of 295 amino acids. Lineage: Eukaryota; Viridiplantae; Streptophyta; Magnoliopsida; Caryophyllales; Amaranthaceae.
ACAAUUUAUUCACACAAUCACACGUUACGAGUCUUAUCCACUUCCCUCCUUAAAACCGAAAAUAUCUCACUUUUUUUUUAUUGGAUAAAUACUCUGUAUUUCACAUAAUUUAAAGUAAAUUCCCCAAAAUUUCUAAUUUCAUUAAUCUCUCAAUCCCAUCACCCCUUAAAAACAAAGCAAAAACAAAUUUAAUGGGCGGCGGUGGAGCGAUGAGGGCUGCGGCGAAGGUGGCCGGAAUUGGAGCUUUUUCUGGCGGAUUUCGCGCCAGUGGAUUGGCCGAAAAUCCGGUUAACUUAGCGGCUAGGAAUGCGGUCCGACCGGUUUCUUCAGGGUUGUCGUCGACCAGCAGUUUGACUGUUGAAGAUACGGUUCAGAGGCCGGCAUGGGAAAUUGAUGAUUGGGAAUUUGCUGGUAGUGAAGAUGAAUUUGUUGUGGACCGGAAUGUUUCGGGUAACCCGCGAUUAGUUUUUGGACCGGUUCCGACAAUUGAAGAGGCUAAAGAGGCUACUUUUGAACUCAAAGACGCUCUUGAUCAGAUAUAUCUCUCUUCGCCAAAAUCUGCUGAAAGUGUGGAGUCUUUCCCAGUUGUUCAGGAGACAAAAGCUUGCAUCACUCAGGAGCCACAUAUGCGAAAAAAUUUAAUGCAAACAUUUAAGCUGUUCAACGAAAACCCUGCUGUCCAGACUGUAGUUACUUCAAUUGCUUGUGAUCCUAACGUGUGGAGUGCUGUGAUGCAAAACCGAGUUCUCAUGGAAUUCCUCGAGUCAGAGAAAAAAUCUACUGUACUUGAUUGUCCCGGGUUUGAGGGUCAAGAGUCUUCAAAGAGUGCAGCAGAUUGUUCGGAUUCUAAUGAUUCCAAAAGGCCUGAUGGUUUGAUGGAUUGGCUAGAAAAUAUGAAACUUAAUGUAGUCGAUAUGGUUCAAAGCUUGACUGAUAUGGUCCAAAGCUGGUUUGCCGUUCCAGAGGGGAACAAAAAGGCUGAAUUUGGUAAUGAUAAUUCCAGGAGUUAUGUGGCUGGUGGUUCAUUUAUGGCGCUUGCCAUGAUGGUGAUCAUGGUGGUGGUGAUGAAGCGAGCUUAGAAUCUGAAACCCUCGGUUGUCUAAUUCGUCGAUGCUUCAGUAUCUCUGUGUUUUCUGGUUUGAUGACUAAUAACAGGGUCAGUUUUCUCAUCUGAGUGCUAUUGUGGUAAACGGAAGUACAUUUGUCGUUUUGGUAUGGCUUUAUGAGGAAUGUUUGCCAAAAAGCAUCAUUGUACAGCAAAGUUUAUGAAGAAUAAUGGAAGAGACUCAAAAUUGUUGUCAAGAA